AUGACCGCUUUGGAGAAAGCAGGGUCGCUAUUCACCGGCUGGAUACGGUCCUGCUGGGCAUGUCUAGCCCCGGAGGAAGACUGUCAAACCAGUCGCAAAGUUGAAAGCAAUGCAGGCGUUGAACGGGAGAUGAACGUAUGCCAUACUCAACCGCAUCUUGUCCCACCCAUGAAGCUGGUGGUGUAUGAUGACCUACCUAGCCCAAGUAUCCAUCACCAUCGGGUCUCACUGUCACGAGGGUCGCUGUCAUCAUGGAUCAACGAUGGACGACAACUUGCAUCGCGCGCCUCGAAUCGAGCAAGCAUGUCUUUGAAAAGAACUUCAACAACCCCGUUGACGAUUAGUGCACCCUCCGACUUCCGCAGAGUACAAUCCUUCUAUGACCAUCCAGCACCAUCAUAUCAUUGUCCUCCAGCCCCUACGUACCAACCCUUGGAUCUCCGCAUUCAUCGAUCAGGCCAUCGAUUAUCGGACUUACCUUCAUUCGAAACUUUCGAGUUCGACGACGGCACCCAGCGCAAGACGCUAUCGGCGCCCCCUCGUGCUCUCACCACCUCGACCGGCGUUCGAGAUCGACAUCGCCAGAUGUCUCUGGUGCUAUCUCGCAAGCCGGUCGGUUCUCGGAACCGCCGAUCACUUGGUAACCUGGAACCUUUACUUGCCAAAGAGCCUGUUCGCAUCACCAGCGCCCUGAUCCCGCAUUUCUCCAAGGUCGUUCCCGUCGAGAUCCAGCUUCCAGAUCCGCAGGAAUCAUCUCCCGUGCACGGGCGAUCGAAAUCGGAAGGCACCAGGCUCACACUUAACAAUACGUUACGGCCGGACGAUGCAAACAUCCCAUGGGGAAGAGUGCCACAAACUCCACCAGCGUCCAAGAGUCUGACGACAGACUCGCCGGAUGUAUCAUCAACCAACUCUUCGCCCGUCUCCGGAGGUACAUCGUCACGAGCCAGUUUACAUACGAUGCCGACGCAGGUAUCCUCCCGUCGUCCCUCCAUCCUAUCCCCCGAGACCCGAAACACGAGGGAGUCAACUUCCUCUUCUUCCUCUUCUCUCUCCAACCGCGUAACCCGCUGGAUGUUCCCAACAUCCAGUAAACUUCCCCCGAUCCCAAAGCAACCCUCUCCGCCAGGUGAAUAUGGGAUCAAUUGGGAGCGAGCCCGCACACUAAGUGGCACCACCGUUGCAUCUAAUACCACGACCAUCACUGGCGGUCGAAAAGGGCGGAACAAUAGCUCCAUCUCUAGUGCUUUUUCUAGCGCUAUGACCCCACGAGCUUCAUUCCAAGUUUCUUCGUCUACAGCGGAAAAGGAAAUUGAUGCUGGUGUUUGCUACCCGACUAUCUUUGAGGGCCAGCAGCAGCAUCAUAAGCUCUCUGCAUAUCGUGGCGACGGCCGAGUCAGGCCCCACGAGUCUGGUAUUGGGUUGGCUUUUUGA
This is a messenger RNA of Penicillium bovifimosum, 1434 nucleotides long. RefSeq lists its product as uncharacterized. The coding region runs from base 1 to 1434 and encodes 477 amino acids. The transcript has 2 exons. The record is from RefSeq and is a predicted model, not a curated record. NCBI's taxonomy places the organism in Eukaryota, Fungi, Ascomycota, Eurotiomycetes, Eurotiales, Aspergillaceae.